GUCUAUCUUGACUACAUAAUAUUACAUUCCUUUGAAUGGGGACCACUAGAGGUCUCCAUGUUUGGAUUAUCUUUCAUUUUUCAAGCCUUUCAUUUUCGUUCUGGAAAAAAAUUCACGAUUUCAACGUUUAGUACUUCUACUUCUACGUUUACUUCUACUGCUCGGGACAUCUGUAUACCUGUGGAAUUACAGAUGUUGGGGAAGGUUUCAGGAGAAGACGUCGACUUUGAGUCUCUCUUCCGCAACCAUGACGAGGAUUAUGCCUCUGCGGAUCGCAAUCUGGAUUUGGCGCUGCAGCGAGUCAAGGAGCGCCAAGAACAGGAGGCCCUGUACUUCAAGCUCUAUGGCCGCGUCGAAGUGCAGGAGUGGCUUCUGAAAGAUUCCGUUCGAAAUAAGGCGUAUCGCGAAGCCAUAAUUGGCAACGAAUUGUUCCAGGAGAAGACUGUGUUGGAUGUAGGAUGCGGCACUGGUAUGUUUUCGAUUUUUGCUGCCAAAGCAGGGGCUAGCCGAGUAAUUGCUGUGGAUGGGGCCAGCAUAACCGAGUACGCACGAAGAAUAAUUCAAGACAACGGCUUUAGUAGCGUUAUUACCGUCGUUCAGGCAAAAGUGGAAGAAGUAGAACUACCGGACUCUAUCCAAAAGGUCGACAUUAUUCUAUGCGAUUGGAUGGGGCAAUGCCUAUUUUCCGAAAAUAUGCUGGAGUCAUUGAUAUUCGCGCGAGACAAGUGGCUUGGAGAAGGGGGAUAUAUUUUUCCAGACACCGCCCAACUGUAUCUCGCGGCCAGCGAAGGCGACGAACCGGAUUUCGGGUUCUGGGACGACGUGCACGGCUUCGACCUGGGAGCUGUCGGGCGAAGAUUCAAGGAGAAAGCGGCAGUAGAGCACGUGCACCCCAGCCAAGUGGUGAGCAAGCCGUGCUUGCUCCAGUCACUAGAUCUCUACACCAUGCGUCACCAGGCUGCUGGCAUCCGCUCCUUUUACGAGCUUAAGGUCACUCGGACUGGCAAGGUUCGAUCCCUGUUCGUCUACUUCGACGUGGGAUUCAGCAAGAGCCCGCAAAGCGUUAGCUUCAGCACUUCCCCGAGCGCUCCCUGGACGCACUGGAACCAAACUGUGUUUCAUCUGGAGGAACCAUUGCCCGUGCGGGCCGGCGAGUCCAUCAAGGGAGUGUUUGCUAUGCAGCCCAGUGCCGACAACCUCUUUCAACUCCAGUUUGACAUUUACCUGGACUUUGAGGGGAAGGAGAAGUCGAUCAAAAGCAAGCAGUCUUUCGUUCUGACGAACACUCUGACCCUGUGUUGAUAAUGCUAUUUAAAGUCUUACUAAAGGUAAAGAGUACAUACAUAUGUACAUAAAAAUAUUGUUGUUAGGGGUCCAACCAAAAAAUAAAACUUUA
Molecule: messenger RNA, 1396 nt
Organism: Drosophila bipectinata
Lineage: Eukaryota; Metazoa; Arthropoda; Insecta; Diptera; Drosophilidae
Gene: Art2
Product: Arginine methyltransferase 2
Biological process (GO): peptidyl-arginine methylation
Cellular component (GO): nucleus
Molecular function (GO): protein-arginine N-methyltransferase activity
Source: RefSeq, a predicted model, not a curated record